ACUUGCCAGUCGAACCUGUGAGACGAACUAGGGGCGGGAUAGCACAUUCGUCACAACGCAGCUCGGAAGUGGAGGAGUAGGUCGUCUAAAAACUUUCAAAAAGCUUCAAGGCUUCUUUCCUCGCAGUACUUUCAAACGUAGAUGCUUCGGAAUAGAAUACGAUUAUCUCUGAAAAAGGGACCUUUAAGUUUAGUUGAAGUGAGUGCGAUAGACAAACCAAAAAAGAGCUUGUGGGUGUCACGAGCUGUGUGGAUGACAAUUUGCUUUGACUCACGCGAUAUAAAGUGGCUAGGAAUUGUUAGCCGAAGGGGAGUCAACAAGUCAAUACUUCCGUUACGUUGCCAAGAACGAGAAGAUAUUUAAUCGUUGAAACUACGAGCUGUCUGAAUAACCAUUGGAAGAAAUGGCGACAAGAGAAGACGAAUAUGACUACCUCUUUAAAGUGGUGCUGAUUGGGGAUUCGGGUGUGGGCAAGAGCAACCUUCUGUCCCGCUUCACCCGAAACGAGUUCAACCUGGAGAGCAAGAGCACGAUCGGGGUGGAGUUUGCCACACGCAGCAUCCAGGUGGAGGGGAAGACCAUCAAGGCGCAGAUCUGGGACACCGCCGGUCAGGAGCGGUACAGGGCCAUCACGUCUGCUUACUACCGGGGAGCCGUCGGUGCACUCCUGGUGUACGACAUCGCAAAGCACCUGACGUACGAAAACGCCGAGCGCUGGUUGAAGGAGCUCCAGGACCACGCCGACAGCAACAUCGUCAUCAUGUUGGUGGGCAACAAGAGCGACCUGCGCCACCUGAGAGCCGUGCCCACUGACGAGGCCAAGGCCUUCGCUGAAAAGCAUGGACUGUCCUUCCUGGAGACCUCUGCUCUGGACUCCUCUAAUGUAGAGUUGGCAUUCCAGACUAUUCUUACAGCCAUCUACCAUAUAGUGUCCCAGAGGCAGAUGUCGGGGAGCAGGGAGACGGAUUUCUCUCCGAAUUCCAACGUGGUGCCCAUCACUGUGCAACCCACCCAGAGCUCGGCUAAGCAGGGUGCCUGCUGCCAGAACAACUGAAGCUUCUGCACACACUAAGGAUCCUGGGUAAAAGAAAAAAGAAAAAAAAGGAGGGAAAAAGGCAAAAAAAGCAAACAAAAAUCUAAAACAGCCAGAACGCUGGACUGCUGCACAAAGACCCCCCACCGCGCACACACACACACAUAUAUAUAUAUAUAUAUACACACACACACACACACACACACACACACACACACAUAUAUAUACAUACACACACACACUCACACGUGUCUGCAUGAGUGCUGUGAGCGCUGUACUCCCCUUACACUAUCUAUGCAUUCUUGUUAACUCACAAUUGCAAUAAGCUUCACAGCUAUGGCCCCAGAAUCUGCAAAGGUAAUAAACUGUGGAUGGAAGUGGAGCAUCAGGAACUAACUAGCUGGGUGAAUGUAGAAUUAAAUGAAAUUGGUUUGCAUACUGAAUAGUCUGUUCCUGAAACGCCAUACCUCCUUUAUCUUUCACACUAAUAUGAUUGUUUGGGGCGGGUCAUGGCAAGCCGCAGGUUGGGGCCGGAGUGCAGUCUCUCCUCUCUAGCUGCGUUCACCGUCUCUUUCUCAUCCAUCUGGACAUUUAUGUGAUAUUUGGGCCCCAUGCACAUAUUGGCACAUCUGAUGUUUCUCUGCCACUGAGAUAGAAGUAUGAGAUAGACGCUAAGGCGAGGGCACAGUGCAAGAGCAGAUAGCAGUUCAUGCUGGAUCUCACCCCAGUCAGGCUUCACUGUCUGAGUUACCAGAAAGGGAAAUUGUGCGUGUGGAGGCACGGCUCUUUUGAUUGCAGUUCAUUUUUUUUUUUAAAACAAACAUAUUUGACCGCGUUGUGCACAUGGCAAAGAUUACUCUAUGUUCUACCUUCAUGCGAAGUUCUGGCUCGUUGCUUUUUUUUUACAUCCCUAAUGUAUUUAUUUAAUGUUUGUAUGGACAUCUAUGGUUUGUAUUGUUUGACCUGAAGUUUUUGUUUGUCAUGCAGAGAUUCAUCUCAAAGCUACACUGGGCUUUUUAUUUAAUACUAUUUCUGGGAUAUGAAGGGUGUCUUUUUUUUUUUUUUCUUCUUCUUUUUUUUUCUAAUUUUUUUUUCUCUCUCUCUUAACCACUUGAGGUUCGCACAAGAAAUGAUUUAAGGAUGAAAUCACUGUAUGCGAUUCAUUUCAGCUUCUAGUAAAUGCACACUUGAUUGAGGGGAUUGGCAUGAAAGACCUGUCAAGUAUAACAGAUCAAAUUUUUGAUGGAGGGAUGUGUCAAAUUAAAUCAGGAUCAGCUUACAAAGUUUUUUUUUUUUUCUUUUCUUUUUUCUACUUGCUUUACUGGAAGCUCCUUUUACCUCUGACUAUAUUGGAUUUACUGUACGUUGUUUUUUUUUUAAUAGUAUUUUAUUUCCUAUUCACACAUCACUUCCAUGCAUUGCACAUUUUAUACUGUUAGUUUUAAGUCAUUAAAGGGGUCUACCGGUGGCAUGUGGCCUCUGGGCAUUGUCCACUAGGUUUGGAAGGUACAUCUCCAGUUUCUAAAAGCCACGUCUCUAUUGGAUGGAAAGGUUUUAAGGGUCUGAGUCGGAGCAAAUUGGCAUGUAGCGCUCCCUCUCCCCCCCCCCCCCCCCCCCCAGGCUGCUUCCUCGUCAUCUGCGUGCAUGUAUUGGGUUGCAAGGAGCAGGGAGGCCCACUUCAUUGCUUCAGGCCUGUUCUAUGCAUGUCUGAUGGGCUCGUUUAUAGGCUCGUCUCACUGUAAAUUAAAUCCUUAUCUUUUGUGUGUGUAACCUAAAGAGAGCUCACGGAUUGUGGCCUUGCUCUCCUUCUUCUGGAUGGAGUUCUGGCUACAGCAGGGUGUUAUGGGGAGAAGGGGGCAGACCAAGGGGAUGGGAUGGGUGGGGGGGGAUUGGCUCAACCAAGACCCCUUCUGUCAUGGAGGUAGGGGGCCGUGUUUCAAAGUAGAGGUCGCUGCAGUGAAGGUCAAUAUUAACCCGGUGCCUGCUGCGAUGGUCCGAUGCAGACAGAGUCGCAGGCACUUAAAUCGGAUUUCCCUCGAACGUGUCAAACAACGCAAACCUAAUGCUAUCAAAAUGCAACUGGAAAAACCCUCAUAUGCAGUAGAUACCUAAACGAUGUUAAUUGGAUAAUACAGAUGAUGUAAUUGCAGUAGAAUCCAGUACGUUUUCUCACAACUUCGGCUUGGCAACACUAGUGGCAUCGCUCACCAGGUGUGGGUUGGUUGGUAGAGGGUAGACAUUUUUAAUGGUGAAUCACUUUAUGUAUAUUUGGAAUAAAUAUGUAUGAAUAAAAUGAAUUUGCUAUUA
Messenger RNA from Clupea harengus (Atlantic herring), 3340 nucleotides. It is a transcript of the gene rab11al, whose product is annotated as RAB11a, member RAS oncogene family, like. NCBI's taxonomy places the organism in Eukaryota, Metazoa, Chordata, Actinopteri, Clupeiformes, Clupeidae. The record is from RefSeq and is a predicted model, not a curated record. Gene Ontology annotation, molecular function: GTPase activity; GTP binding.